GCCGAUGUAUGGAGGAACCGCCACCUUCAGACAAGAACGCGAACGCAGUCCGACAACACUGUAUCGAAUUACCACGGCGAUAAGGGAAAAGUUCGUAAUCGUGAAAAAAAACACUCUACCAGUCACGGAAAUGUUGCAUUCCUCGUGAUUUUACAGCAAACGCAUUCGUUGCAUCAGGUCAUCCGUUGAAGUUACGUGAACCACCCCCCUCAGUCAGACCUUUGAGCGCCGAGACAUCGCAGAAUGGGCGACGAGAACACAGAAGGACCUUCGACCACCGCACCCCGAGGUUUUAGCGAGGUUAUCAAUCACUUAUCCAUUCACAAGAUUGAAAGCCUGCUAUGGUUCACACGGAUGUGCACCGUCGUUUUCACACUACUCUACAUCAUUCCGAUACUUGGGGCCAACCCUUACACUUGUUACCAACGAGCACUGAUCAGCAAUGCUGCGACGAGCGCCUUGCGGUUACACCAGCGCAUGCCGACGAUUCAGCUGAGUCGGAUGUUCCUCAGCCAGCUGCUGAUUGAAGACAGCUGCCAUUAUCUCUUCUUCUCCCUCAUCUUUCUCUUUGCUCAGCCCAUGACAUUGGUGCUCCUGCCUGUAUUUCUCUUUGCCCUCCUCCACUCUGCUAGCUUCACGCUGACUUUGCUGGACAAGUUUGGAGGCCGCUCCGGCCUCCUGGGCACCUGGCUGGUCCUGUUGCUGGAGCACCAGAGCAACAACAUCCUGCGGCUGGUUGCCUUCACCGAGAUCUUUCUCAUGCCGCUCACCAUCUUCAGCUUGCUCUCUGGUCGCAGCAGCCUGGUGACGCCGUUUGUGUACUACCGUUUCCUGAGUCUGCGCUACGCCUCGCGUCGCAGCCCGUACUCCAGGACCGUGUUUCACGAGCUGCGACUGGUGACGGAACACUAUGCCUCGCGACCGGGCUGCCCCGCAUUCCUGAGCCGACUUCUCUACAAGACCAUUGGCUUGAUCUGCCAGCUUUCUCCACCCGUGCCCCAGUGAAGCCAUGAUACGAAAUAUGUUGGACAGUCCCGGGCCCGACGUUUUUAACUCUUACCAGUUGACAAGCUCCGCAAGAGUGUCGUUCGAAAACGGUCCUUCCCCUUUACUGGUUUCGUCGCUUCUUUUCAUAUGGGCGGGGCCGAUAGCGCAGCGAGUGCCACCGAGCGGAUGUGCCGGGAAAAAGCACCGGGCACUCUGGAGAGCUUGUCAACUGACUUCGACCUAGUAACGUUGCCCGGGCCAGCGUUGUUACGACGCGUAGCCGGUGCCCAGCCGGCCGUCGUCUGCAGCGCAGUCUAUUUUGGUUGUUGUGCACGUCUGUUUGGCAAACGAUGAAACUGUGUGAUGUCCGUCUCAACUUUCAGAUCUUUUUAUUUGCUCUCGGACGAGGCGAUGGAUGUGUCAGCACAGCUGCAAAGGAACAAUAAAGGUGGCGUUGUGUUUUUGGACGA
Ixodes scapularis (black-legged tick) is the source of this 1457-nucleotide messenger RNA. RefSeq names its product transmembrane protein 33 (gene Kr-h2). The record is from RefSeq and is a predicted model, not a curated record. Gene Ontology annotation, cellular component: membrane; endoplasmic reticulum. Gene Ontology annotation, biological process: membrane organization; endoplasmic reticulum tubular network organization. Lineage: Eukaryota; Metazoa; Arthropoda; Arachnida; Ixodida; Ixodidae. The transcript has 8 exons. The coding region runs from base 244 to 1005 and encodes 253 amino acids.